UUCGGUAGUUCAGUUACCAGCGAUAAGUCGUCACAUUUGGACGUAAUUUCAACAGAAGGCAUUCAAUCGGCAACCACACUUAGCCACCAUGCCACCACCACCCCACGAUCAUUGCGGAGGACCGCCUCAUCGUCGUGGACCCGUUAUUAAGGUGCAGAUUGCACCACCAUGGCCACGCCGCCAUCACCGCCCACCACCCCAAGUGGUGGUGGUGCAGCAGCAAGCUCCGCCACCAGUCAUGGUGGUGCAGCAGGCUCCUCCACCGCCGUACUACCAAAAUCCACCGCCACCACCGCCCGGUAGCAGCCACUACCACAAUCCACAGUAUUGAGAAGGAUCUGCGAUCUGCAAGAUCCUUUACAAUGAAUUUAUACUACGUAGUCUUACUUACCAAAUAUAGUCGUCAAUAAAGUAAAACCCAAUAAACAAAGAUAA
Molecule: messenger RNA, 435 nt
Organism: Drosophila teissieri
Lineage: Eukaryota; Metazoa; Arthropoda; Insecta; Diptera; Drosophilidae
Product: extensin-1
Exons: 1
Coding region: 89-331 (80 amino acids)
Source: RefSeq, a predicted model, not a curated record